This is a messenger RNA of Stylophora pistillata, 826 nucleotides long. RefSeq lists its product as uncharacterized. The record is from RefSeq and is a predicted model, not a curated record. Lineage: Eukaryota; Metazoa; Cnidaria; Anthozoa; Scleractinia; Pocilloporidae.
AGCGCUUUUUGGAGUCACCUCAUCUCCCUUUCUUCUUGGGGGAGUUAUUGAGGCACACCUUUGCAAUUGGGAGGAAAAAGAGCCGGAAGUAGUGAAAAAGAUUCGCAAAGAGCUUUACGUCGAUGACUUGAUCUCGGGAGCAAUCACAGUGUGCAAGGCCAGAGAAGUCAAAGACAAAGCAACUGGUAUCUUUCAAAAUGCAUGCUUUACACUCCACAAAUGGCACUCCAAUGCGCCUGAACUAGAAGCGGCUCAGUCUUCAGCGGAGGAUAUAGAAGAAGAGACUUAUGCAAAGCAACAGUUAGGCUCCCCACAAGGAACCAUAUCAAGCAUUCUCGGUCUACCGUGGAACAAGGAGCGGGACACAGUUAACGUACAAGUCCCAUCUGAAGAAGCGAAGUUGACGAAACGAGGAAUCUUAGCUAAACUAGCAAAAAUCUAUGAUCCCCUGGGACUCAACUCACCAGAGACACUUCGUGGUAAGCUCAUCUAUCGAGCUGUUUGUGAUUCAAAGAUAGCCUGGGAUGCAGAACUAUCAGGUGACAUAGCGAAGUCCUGGGUGAAGUGGGAGAGCGGUUUGCCACAAAGCUUUGAAGUACCGAGACCGCUUACCGUUCAUCGACAGGAGAUUGAAAGGAUUGAGCUACAUUCCUUUGGAGAUGCCAGCACAAAGGAAGUUGCAGCCUGCGUUUAUGCUGUCGUUCGUCAGGCGUCCGGAACCAAUCAAGGCCUAAUUGCUGCAAAGUCAAGACUCUCCAAGCAAGGCCUGACUAUCCCGCGGCUAGAACUCGUAGCAGGUCAUAAGGCCGUGAAUUUGAUAACCAAC